Messenger RNA from Aspergillus heteromorphus CBS 117.55, 7455 nucleotides. RefSeq names its product polyketide synthase. Lineage: Eukaryota; Fungi; Ascomycota; Eurotiomycetes; Eurotiales; Aspergillaceae. Gene Ontology annotation, molecular function: acyltransferase activity; phosphopantetheine binding. The transcript has 4 exons. The coding region runs from base 1 to 7455 and encodes 2484 amino acids. The record is from RefSeq and is a predicted model, not a curated record.
AUGGCCCCAUUCCACCCGACACUCCCCCACGGACCCAACAGCAAAUCCAUCCUACUCUUCGGCUGCCAAUCACUCAACUUCGACGCGCACGCCUUCCUUCUCCUUCGGCAGACCAUCCUCUCCGACCCGAACAACCACUGGGUACUCGACAUCCUCGCCGAACUGCCCGUGUACUGGCGCACGGCGGUGCGCUACGUACCCCAGUUCGACGCCGUACCGGGCGCCCAGCUUCUGCACGAUCUCAACCGCUGGUUCCGGACGGGCGAGGUCUCGGACGAUCACUUCCCGCUGCCGUAUAUCCAGCACGCGCCGCUGUUCGUCAUCCAUCAUCUGACUCAGUAUGAGCGGUACUUGGGUCUGACUCAGCCGGAGUAUGUGGCCGACGGUGUGCUGGCGGAUGAAAGUCCAGUUGUGGACAUCGUGGGGUUUUGCAUUGGGUUUCUGAGCGCGGCGGUGGCGGCCAGUGUGCGAAGUAGAGAGCAGUUGAGGACGUACGGGGCAGUCGGGAUUAGACUGGCCAUUUUGCUGGGUGCGAUGGGCGAUGCCCAGGAGCGAGAGCAGAAGUACACUUCCCUCUCGACGGUAUGGAAGAACUCCGAGCUGGAGCACGAAUUGCCCCGUGCCUACAUCACCGUCCGCUAUGACUCCAACCGCGUCACCAUAAUGACCCCCCGGAAUACCCUGGGCCCACUGCAGCAAUCGCUCCAGUCCGCCGGGUUCAGCGCCUACCAUGUCGACUUCAACGGCCGGUACCACUGGGCCGGACACCAGAAGACGGUGGACGCGUUGGUGGAGAUGUGCGAGGCCGACCCGGCCCUUCAGCUCCCGGACGCCUCGCAAUUGGUGCGCCGCACGUGGACCAACAUCAGCGGCGAGGCUGUGAGCUCGGGGCCUCUUCAUCACUUGGUCCUCCAGUCCGUCCUCUCCCACCAGUGCAUGUGGUAUCAGACCUUCCAAGCCGUGCAAGAAGAGAACCCCUCCGCGGUGGUCUUCGAAUUCGGUCGCGAGCGAUGCGUGCCUCCCUCGUUCCUUCGCAAUCAGCGCACCCGCGUCAUCCACUACGCAGACCUGGAGCUGGACGCGUUCCCUCGCACCCUCUCGACGCAGGUCUACGACGAUGAUAUCGCGGUCGUCGGCAUGGCCUGUCGGGUCGCCGGGGCCGACGACCUCGAGGAAUUCUGGCGAAUACUCUGCUCCGGCGAGUCUCAACAGCGGGAGAUACCCCCCGAGCGAUACAAAGACUAUGAAACGCCGUGGAGACCAGAUGCUGCGCGUCCCUGGCUCGGGAACUUUAUCCGCGACAUCGAUGCCUUCGACCACAAGUUCUUCAAGAAGCUGCCGCGCGAGAUCAUGUCGCAGGACCCGCAGCAGCGACUGCUCCUGCAGGUUGCGUACCAGGCUCUAGAACAGUCGGGGUAUUUCCACAAGAAAAACAUCACCAGAGAUAUUGGGUGCUAUGUGGCCUGCUGUACAGUCGACUAUGAGCACAACGUCAACUGCCACCCGGCCACUGCCUAUUCUGCAACGGGGCUGCUGCGCAGCUUCAUGGCGGGAAAACUGAGCCAUUACUUUGGAUGGCAUGGUCCGGCGCUGUGUAUCGACACGGCGUGUUCCGGGUCUGCGGUGGCUCUGCACCAUGCAUGUCGCUCGAUCCUCAAUGGUGACUGCAAGGCCGCGUUGGUGGGCGGUGCGAAUGCCAUCACCAGUCCGCUGGGCUUCGAUAAUCUCAAUGGAGCCUCGUUUCUCUCCCCCACCGGCCCGUGCAAGCCGUUCGACGCAAAGGCGGAUGGCUACUGCCGCGGCGAGGGCUUCGCGGCGAUCUUCAUCAAGAAGAUGUCCGAUGCCCUGGCCGACGGCGACCACAUCCUCGGGACCAUCGCCGGAACGGCCGUCGAGCAGAACGACAAUUGCACCCCUGUCGUGGUCCCCCAUGCGCCGUCGCUGGCAGCCCUAUUUGAGAAAGUCACCAGGCGAGCGCGCAUCCAUCCCCACGACAUCUCCGUCGUCGAGGCCCACGGCACCGGUACGCAGGCCGGCGAUCCAGCGGAAUACAGCAGCGUGCGGCAGGUCAUGGGCGGACCGCAACGGAAGGCGCCGCUGUCGUUGGGGUCGGUCAAAGGGCUGGUCGGCCACACGGAGGGCGUCUCAGGGAUGAUAGCCCUGGUCAAGGUGCUGCUGAUGAUCCACGAGGGCCAGAUCCCUCCCCAGCCUAACUUCCAGACUUUGAACCCCUACAUCAAAUCAUCUGCGGAUGACCAGAUCGAGAUCCCCACGCAGUUGAAACCAUGGAGUGCCCAUUAUCGCGCCGCAUUGAUCAACAACUACGGCGCCUGCGGAUCCAACGCAUCGAUAGUCAUCACGCAGGCGCCGGUCGAAAGUCCGCCAUCGGCCAUCCACGCUUCUGGUCUGGCUCUUCCAUUCCGGAUAUGCGGGCUUGAUGACGCCCGGCUCCGCGAGUACGCACAGCGACUCCGACUGUUCCUUCGCCGAGAAGACCUGUCUUCACACCAUCUCUCGCUCGCGAACAUCUCCUUCAGUGCCUCCCGCCAGUCGAACCCGACCCUGGACCGUCAGCUGGUCUUCUCCUGCGCAUCAACUGCUGACCUCGACGCUAAGCUCUCAGUCGUCGCCGAAGGCGACACGAGCAAGUUCAUCCGUCUGAAGAAGCCCGCCUCCACAGUGGUAUUAUGCUUCGGGGGACAGGUGUCAACAUUUCUGGGUUUGGACCGCGUCGUAUACGACAGUAUGCGCGUGCUGCGCCACCAUCUUGAUCAAUGCAACCGUCUGCUAGAAUCUCUCGGCUACUGCAGCCUCUAUCCCGGCAUCUUCGAGCACACCCCCAUCACGGACCAGGUCAAGCUGCAGACACAGCUCUUCUCACUGCAAUAUGCCUGCGCGCGCUCCUUCGGCGAGCUGACGGCCAUGUGCGUGUCCGGCAUUCUAUCACUAGAAGAUACCCUGAUUCUCAUCACUCGCCGCGCGACGCUGAUCCGCGACGGCUGGGGUGCCGACCCCGGGGCCAUGAUCGCCGUGGACGGCGAUCGCAUGAAUGUCGAAAGCCUGCUGGACGAACAUGCAAAGGCCAUUCCCGCGGGAACGUCUCCUGCCACGAUCGCCUGCUUCAAUGGUCCUCGGAGUUUUACUCUGGCUGGGGCCACCACUGCCAUUGACGCGGUGCAACAGGCUCUGGCACGCCCAGCCAUGUCGCAUCUCCGAUACAAGCGACUGGAGGUGACCAACGCCUUCCACAGCACCCUCGUCGGGCGGCUUAUGGCCGAGCUGAAGCGUAUCACGCACGACAUGACAUUUCACGAGCCAGCUAUUCACCUUGAACGCGCGACGGAACAGCCAGCAGGGGUUUCACCCAACAUCGUCGCCGAUCACCUCCGCAACCCCGUGUAUUUCAGCCACGCUAUCCAACGGCUGUCAGAACAACACGGGCCCCAUCACUUCCAAUCCAUCAACAUAACCGGCAACAACGGGGUGCAGAGCCUGACAGACGCCACGAUGGCUCUCUGGAAACAGGGACUGCCUGUGAAGUACUGGGCACACCAUCAUUCCCAAACAUCCGACUACGGGGUUGUGCUUCUCCCGCCGUAUCAGUUCGAGAAGAGCCGGCACUGGAUGGACAACAAGCUGCUACCAGCCGCUCAGAUCCAACAGACUGCCACAGCCGACUGCCAGGAAUUCACGUUCUUGGGUUAUGACCAAGAUCGGGUGGCGACAUUCCGCAUCAACACAACCCACCCAAAGUACAUCGAAGCAUUGUCGGGUCACAUCGGUGUCCAGACGGCCCCACUCGCCCCGGCAUCAUUCAUGCUGGACAGCGUCGUCGAGGCGCUGCGAAGCCUGCCAGAGGGGAAGGACAGGGUUCCUCACGUGAGAAAUGUCACCAGCGACGCGCCCCUCGGACUCGAUGGCAGUCGAGACGUGUACAUGUCGCUGCAUCCGCACGACAAAGAAAAAACCGUCUGGGAGGUGAAGUACACCAGCCAGGAUCGCGAAAAAGGCGCCCGCUCUCAGACAGUCCACUGUUCCGCUCGGAUCGAGAUGCUUUCCCCAGAGCAUCCCACUCUUCAGGCGGAAUUUUCUCGCUACAGCCGUCUAAUAAGCCAUCAGCAUUGCCAUGACCUCCUCCAUGACCCAGACGUCGAUGACGUGCUGCAGGGUCGCAAUAUCUAUCGUUAUUUCGCCGAGGUGGUAGAUUACGCGGAACAGUACCGCGGGGUGCGGAAGUUGGUAGGCAAGGGAAAUGAGUCUGCUGGGUUGGUGGUGAAGAGAUAUUCCGGUGAGACCUGGGCCGACACGUUCCUAUCGGACUCGUUCAGCCAAGUUGCUGGCUUCUGGGUGAACUGCAUGACGGACCGAUCGUCGUCGGAUAUCUACAUUGCCAGCGGAAUGGAGCAAUGGAUGCGUGCGCCAACGUAUGCCGACCCCAGCACGCCUCGGCCGGAGACAUGGGAUGUUCUGGCGAAGCACGAGCGGUCGGACGGUCUCUACACCAGUGAUAUCUUCGUCUUUGAUCCAAGCAGCGGACAGCUGGUGGAGAUCUUCAUAGGGAUGCAGUAUUCCCGCGUGCCUAAGGCGGUAUUCUCGAAGAUCCUGAGCAAGCUGAACCCGGGCGCCCAGAAAGUUGCUCCGACAGAAGUGAAUUCGCGACCCGAGCAGAGUCCGAAGCCUGUGGUAAAGAAACAGAAGUCGGCGUCGGACCUUCCAGCGCGUAUCAAAGCUGUCGUGGCGGACUUCUGUGCUGUAGAUCCGAGCGAGAUCCAGGAUGACAAUAACAUUGCGGAUGCGGGAGUCGAUUCGCUCAUGGCGAUGGAGAUGGCGCGCGAGCUGGAAGAAGCUUUCAACUGUUCCCUGCCUGCAACCGAUCUGAUGGAGGCAGAGACCUUUCGUGAACUUGUCCGCGCAGUACAAAGAGCAAUGGGGGUGGAUGAGGCAGAUGGCAGCGACAGCACCGCGUCGGAAAGUGAAAGUGACCGCGACUCAGUUGUCAAUGACACUCCUACCACGGAGUCGAUCACCAGCGUUAGUACCGACACGCCUGAUCUGCAGCUACCGCACGACCUUGUCCUGGAGGCAUUUGGCGAGACAAAAGCGUUGACAGAUCAAUUUUUGUCCGAUAACCACUGCAGUGGACGUGUGCACAGCUUCAACCCGCUACAGAUGCAGCUUUGCGUGACGAUGACCCUCGAGGCGUUUGAAAAGAUGGGUUCACCGAUUCGUACCGCGACACGCGGCCAGCGUUUAGAACGCAUCUCGCAUGAUCCCCAGCAUAAAGAGCUAGUUGACUACCUCUACCGACGCUUGGAAGAAGCCCGACUGGUGGACAUGGAUGGAACCGCUGCAGUCCGCACAGGAAUCAGCUGGACCAGUCGGUCUAGCGCGGCAAUCCUGGAAGAUAUCGGUCGGGCGUAUCCCGAGUUCGCAGGCGCCAGCAAGCUCGCCUUCUUCACGGGCAGCAAGCUAGCGGCAGUGCUGCGCGGCGAGCAGGAUGGUCUGCAGCUCAUAUUCGGGACUAAGGAAGGCCAGGAGCUUGUGUCGUGGAUGUACGGCGACGAAUCUCACAACGUCACCGGCUACAAGCAAAUGCUAGAUUUUAUCCAGCGUCUCGCACGAAAGCUAGGCAGCGAGUCAGGAUCACUCAAGAUCCUCGAGAUGGGCGCCGGAACUGGAGGUGGCACGAAAUGGCUACUGCCCGGGCUCGUCAAACUGGGCAUUGCGGUCGAGUAUACGUUCACCGAUAUCUCGCCCGCCUUUCUGGCACAGGCCCGUCGACGCUGGAAGGAAUAUCCAUUACUGCAGUACCGAGUCCACGAUAUCGAAAAGCCCCCGGCAGACGAUCUGGUCGGGAACCAGCAUAUCAUCAUCGCCAGUAACGCUGUGCACGCGACCUCGAAUUUGCAGGUUUCCACAGGGCAUAUGAGGAAGGCGCUACGUCGUGAUGGGGUACUCCUGAUGUUGGAAAUGACUCGACCGCAGUUUGCCAUCGACAUUGUCUUUGGUCUCUUCCGAGGAUGGUGGGUGUUUAACGACGGACGGACGCAUGCUAUCACCGGGGAGCAGCGAUGGGAGUCCGAUAUGCACGCCGUUGGGUAUGGCCACGUUGACUGGACGGACGGUUAUUCCCCAGAGGUGAGCGUCCAGCGGGUCAUCUUUGCUACUUCGACGGGGGAGCAGAAAGCACGACUUCCACUGGGGCCAAAGCCUCCCAGUGUAGAUCUCCUGGCUGGGGUCGACAAUGUCGCGCGCGGGAGGGCAACUGACGAGUAUAUUCGACGGGCCGCGGAUGGUUUCACUGCUCCAUCACUCGGAACAGAUACUGUAGCAGGGCCUAUAGGAGUACUCAUUACUGGAGCCACGGGGAGCUUGGGCAGCCAUCUGGUCGCUCAUCUUGCUCGUCUACCGACCGUCCACAGUGUCGUCUGCAUCAACCGACAUGGGACAGAAGACCCACUGGUCCGGCAGAAGAGAUCCCUAACGGAGCGUGGGAUAAGCCUGUCAACAGACGAGUUGAAAAAACUGGCCGUCUUCGAGACCGACGGAUCGGAGCCACUGCUGGGCCUUUCGAACGAGCAAUACGAGUCGCUCAAAAAGAGCGUGACGCAUAUCAUCCACAACGCCUGGCCCAUGAACGGAGCGCGGGGGCUGUCCGGCUUCGAGCCUCAGUUUUGCAUGAUCAGAAAUCUUAUAGGUCUAGCCCGCGAUAUUGCUUCUAUCCGGUCCGGCCGCAUAGCUUUCCAGCUGAUUUCCUCCAUCAGCACAGUUGGCCACCGCCCGCUGGUAACUGACGAGGCAGUUGUUCCCGAAGUACGCAGCACAAUCGACUGGGUUCUGGCGAACGGCUACAGCGAAGCCAAGUUCGUCUGCGAACAGGUUCUCGCGCAGACCCUGGGUCAGCAUCCAGACCGGUUCAAUGCGAUGGUGGUGCGACCCGGUCAGAUCGCUGGAUCGUCCACCAGCGGAUACUGGAACGCAGCAGAGCAUUUCCCUGCGCUGGUGAAAUCGUCACAAACCUUGAAACUCCUGCCUGACUUGGGCGGGGUGUUAUCUUGGACUCCUGUUGGAGAUGUCGCGGCCACUCUUUCCGAUCUCGUGCUCACUGAGGACCCUCAUCCAGUAUAUCAUAUCGACAAUGUCGCCCGGCAACCGUGGCCGGAGAUGGUUCGGUUUCUCGCUCAGGAGCUGAGCAUCCCACCGGACAAUAUCAUCCCCUUCCCGGAGUGGAUCCAUCGAGUGAAGGCCUUCCCCGGUAGUCGAGAGGAUAAUCCGGCCAGCGUGAUGGCAGACUGGCUGGCGGACAACUUUGAGCGGAUGUCGUGUGGGGGAUUGUUGCUGGACACUUCUCGCGCGUGUGAGCAUUCCGCGGCGCUGCGAUCUGUCCGCCCGGUGGAGGGCGCGGUAAUACGUCGCUUUUUCCGGCACUGGAGGCAGACUGAAUUUUUGCAUUGA